Messenger RNA from Otolemur garnettii (small-eared galago), 4704 nucleotides. It is a transcript of the gene ERICH3, whose product is annotated as glutamate rich 3. The record is from RefSeq and is a predicted model, not a curated record. NCBI's taxonomy places the organism in Eukaryota, Metazoa, Chordata, Mammalia, Primates, Galagidae. The transcript is spliced from 15 exons. The coding region runs from base 1 to 4704 and encodes 1567 amino acids.
AUGAGAGAGAGCAGAUUACUUGCAGCGUACGAUAGCCUGACGGAUAAACACCUAACUGGCUAUUUUAACAACACGAGGAUAAGGCGGCAUCUCUUGAGAUCAGGGCUGAUCACAAGAAGUGGCAGAAUACUUUCUGAAAGAGAAUACAAGCUGAACAUCAUGAAGCGAGAUCACCAAAAAUAUAUCCGGGAGUGCCUAGCCCAGGCCAUUUUCCAUAAGGUUCUUGAUAUGGAGCGUUACCAUCAGCUGGAAGUAAAAAAGAAAUUGGAGACGUUAGCUAGAAAAGAGAGAAUUCAGAGAUUUAAGGGAGAACACACAAGGCGGUUUAUUGAAGAUAACAUGCCACGCCUAUCUCCUCGCCCCCCACUUGGCCCAAGGACUAAUCGUGGCCAUAAUGUUCUGGUUGAUGAAGGACCUUCUAGUCCAUUAGCACUGACAGACCCUCGACCAUAUACCGCCCCAGGAAAUAUGCAGCCUCCAAUUCGAUUGCAGCCUCUUCCCCGGAAUCCUGCAGUGGAAACUGUUCCAAAGAUGACUUCAGGGUCCAGAUCAAAACACUCGUUGCUGGAAAACACAGCUCCAUUUCCUAUUGGGGGCAGGAAGGCAGUGAUGAAGUUCAGGAACUCCGGAGGCAAUUCCCAGAGAAUGGACCUGAACCGACUUCCAAACAUUAGCGGCUACAUGAUGCCCAUCCCCCCACCGCCUCCUCCCCCAAAUGGAAGAACCACGAGAGAAAAUCGAUCUGAAGCGUGGAGAAGGAGAACGUUCCGUCCCACCACUGCUCCCAAUGGCUUCCAGCCGGUCUUUGCCAGGGAAUCAAGAAGUAUUUAUAAACCAUCGCCACAUAGUAACGCGGCUAUUACAAUGAUCUAUUUGGGGAAAAAUGUACACCUAGCUUAUGAUAACCCAGACUUCCGGGAUGAAAUAAAAGUUUAUCAACAGCACUGUGGUGGGGAAAAUCUUUGUGUCUACAAAGGCAAACUACUUGAAAAAGAGACCUUUCAGUUUAUUUCCAAAAGGCACCAUGGUUUUCCCUUCAGCCUCACCUUUUUCCUCAAUGGGAUACAGGUGAACAGGUUAAGCUCCUGCUGUGAAUAUAAGCACCGAAAAGGUUCCAGACUCGGAGGCAAACGAGGAUACUUUGGAUUUGUGUGUGUUGAGAGAUCAUCUCCUUGCUACAAGUGCAUUAUUGCAAUGGGCCUUGACAAAAAGCCAACUUCAGCAAAACCUAAGAAAGAAAAGAGCAUUGAGAAAAGAGAGGAGCUGAAGAAGGGUGAGAGGAGAGUGAGGAAGGAUGGAGAGAACAUGACACCAAGGAGAAAUGAGAUCAAGGGGGACAAAACCUGUGUCUCAGACAUUUUUUCAGCUCAAGAAAUAAAAACAGGGGACAGAGAAGUGGUAACUGCUAUGGAAGAAAUGGAGCGUAAAGAAAAACCGAGACCAGAUGUUUGGGACAAUGAUCAGGACAAUACUUUAAAAUACGACUACGAAGAAGAUUUCGAAGUAGAGGAGGAGAAACAAGAUGAGAAAGAUAAUGAGGAAGGAAAGGCCGGGGAGCGAAUGAAUGGAACGUCAAGGUCACCGUCAGACGACGAAGAAGAUAAUUUAGACCCCGAGAAGGAGAGGGAAGCCUCAUCAUGGAAGGCACCCGACGCCCCCGACGUGGUGGAAGAAGAGGAUGACGGGGGCUCUGACAGUGACUCAGAAGAGGAGCAACAAGGUAUAAAAAUAACAUCCGUAGUCUCAUUCAGAAGUCAUCGCUAUUCGAGUAGCAGCGAGGAUGAGUCUCCACUGCAAGACAGGGACAUCCACACAGAAAACAGCACAGAAGAAAGUUCCAGAAGUUCAUCUCCCCAGGAGCUGAGUGAAAAUGAGGAGCUGGGACAAUCCCACCUUCUGAUUGAGGAAUCCUUAGAAACUGAAACGGAAGACCAAAGAGUAACAAAAGCAGAUGUGGAGACCAAAUCUCUGCCGAUAGAGGAAGACUUUGAGAACAUUCGUGAGGAAGAAAUAGAGAGAGGAAUCCCAGAGAUUGCAGAGAGUUUAUCUGAGAAGUCCAGGAAACAGGCGUCUGCAGGAGAAAAGGAGGAGAAGAGUAAGCUUUGGGAAGGAAGCAAUUCUAAGGUGAAGGACAAAAAGGCAGGUUUCCUUGGGGUGGAGACAGGUGUUGGACAGAUAAUAACUGAAGCCGUGGCAUCGGGCUGCCACAGCCACUGUUAUGACGACGAGUCUGGUGUUAGCAGUGCAGACGAGGAGUGGAAGCCCUGGAGGGAGCUGCAGAUUGACACGGGUGGAGCAACCGAAAGAGAUUCAGUGGUGGAGGAAAGGCCGGCACGGAGCUCAAGCGAGGAGCCCCCACAAGUUGCCCAGGAGAUGUCUGCCCUGGGGAACAGAGAAACCGCGGAGGAAGGCGCAGCUCCGGGGCGCAGGGCCGCCGCGCUGGAGGAAAAGGGGGCCGCAGGGCUGCGGGGCGAAGGGGGAGUGCCGGAGGUUCCCACGGGGGACGGAAAGGCGACCGCAGAGCCGCCAGCCCUAGCAGAACAGCCUCCAGGGGAAAGCGGCGUUCCUGCAGGCCCAGCCAGCCGGGCCCAGGCCGGGGCGAGAAGGCUGGGUACGCAGCGGCGGAACCCCACAGGGGGAGCGGCAGCAGGAGACACUGUGGGUCUGAAGGAAGAUGAGGCUUCUGCAAAGCAGGCCUUGAUGCCAACAGUGCUGGAGCCCGAAGGGGCGGCCUCGGAAAGGGAACAGGCUCCCGACGCCGCAGCAGUUGGGAACAAGCAGGCGGCCCCGGACUGGAAGCGUCUCCAGGAGGCAGCGUCCCUGAGAGACGCGGGGACCCCGGAGAGGAGAGAGGCCGGGACCCCGGAGAGGAGAGAGGCGGGGACCCCGGAGAGGAGGAGAGAGGCCGAGACCCCGGAGAGGAGAGAGGCCGGGACCCCGGAGAGGAGGAGAGAGGCCGAGACCCCGGAGAGGAGGAGAGAGGCCGAGACCCCGGAGAGGAGGAGAGACAAUGGGGAGGAAGCGCCUGCGGACCCGGCGGACGCGGGGAGAGAGGCCGGGACCCUGGAGAGGAGGAGAGAGGCCGAGACCCCGGAGAGGAGAGAGGCGGGGACCCCGGAGAGGAGAGAGGCGGGGACCCCGGAGAGGAGAGAGGCCGAGAGAGCGGCCGCUGGAAGAGAGGCGCGCCCUGCAGAGGGGGCUGCAGGGGACAAUGGGGAGGAAGCGCCUGCGGACCCGGCGGACGCGGGGUCCUGGGGAGACACAGCACCCCGCCCUCGGAAGGGCUCUGCAGAGGCGGCCCUCGGAGGGGAGAGGAAGCGAGUCGCGAGAACAGGGGCACCAUCCAGCCUCUCCGCAGCAGAGGCGGGGCCCAGCGGGACCCUGGUCCCAGGGGGCCGCCCUGAAGACCUUUGUAAGGAAGAUGCUGAAAAGGAGGACACUGCGACCGAGCCAGAACCAAAGACGGAGUAUGACGAGAAGGAAAAGUUACCCCAGGGAUUAGACGAAGCAAGAGAGAGGAGGAGAUCCGGGGGGCCGAGGACGCCCCUGGACGAAGGUGGACGUGCGGGAGGACAGGAGCCCCGGGUGGGCGCCCCUGAGGGCCGGGGUGCUGCAGAGGAAACGCAAGAGCUCGAAGGAGGGAAGACCGAGAAGGAAGGGGUGUCUGAGGAAGGGACAAACGCCCCCCACAAUGGAGCGCAAUCUGGGGCUGAGAAGGAAGCACCGGUGACGGCGUCUGCGUCGUCUGAAGAUCCAGGGCUUCUAGAAGAUUCACUGGGAGAAAGAGGGGUGAGCGUGUUCGAAGCGACAGCUGGAUUUGAAAAGUCACUGGCAAACGUGACAGCUCUGAGGAAGGACUGGAAAGUGGGGAGACUGAUGGCAGCGGGAGACGCGCAGCCCCGAAGCGGGGCUGGGCCGCGGGGCGGGCAGGAGGCGGCCCCAGCCGAGUUGCGACCUGGCCGGGGAUUAGGAGCUGCAGGUGCACCUGCGGGCGGGCUGGGGGGACCGCAGCCCCCCGACCUGCACACCCCCAGCCAGGCGCACGAGCCCGAGGCCGAAGACCGAGAGCACCUCGCGAGUCUAGGGGGGAGAGGUGCGGGAGAAAGAGCGGGGGUCGUCAGGACCCGGGAGGACGCUCCUGGGGCAGGUCCCACGACGGCAGGACGGUUGAGGGAAGAUCCAGGCCAAGGAGGAGCCUCUGCCCAAGCCCCUGCAGGGGCGAGGGAGGUGUUGGCAGGUUCCAAGACAGCUGAGGGGAAAGCAACAGCAAAUAAAGCCUCCUCCCUGUCAGAGGUCUCGGGGGACGAAACCCAGCGUGGAGAGGAGGAGGUACCCGGCGCAACUGCAGAGACGGUGGCGGUGGAGGGGACAGCGCUGAGCCCGGAGCCGCAGCCAGCGGUGCAGGAGGCGACAGUGACGCCUGCACCAGAGGGUGGCGAGGGAGCUCCCCGAGAACAGGGGGCCCUGGAAGGGAAGGCCUCAGGGCAAGGAAAGGACCAAGAAGCAGGGACAGCGCACGAGCGUGGGGGACAGGAGUCAGGCACAGGGGAAGAGUCACCAGAGAAGCAGACAGCCCCCGGCGGAGAGCGCCCACAGGCGGUGGCAGCACAUCCCAGGAAGCCGGAUUUCGCUGGAAGCCAGGAGGAGCCAGAGCAUACGGUGAACGGAGAAAGUGAGGGUGCAGCUGCCCCCCUGAACCACUAG